AGCCUUUCCCAGGGUCUGGCUGACGCUGCGGUUGUGGCGCCCCGAGCAGCCUUGGCAUCGCAGCCGUCAUGAAGCUCGCCGGGGCUCUCCUCCUGGUCUGUACGCUGGCCCAUCUCUGCAGCUGCUCGGAGGCUGCUAGUCUGCCUUUGACAAAGGUGGACUGCAGCGUUUACAGGAAGUACCCGGUGGUGGCCAUCCCCUGCCCCAUCACAUACCUGCCUGUUUGUGGUUCUGACUACAUCACCUACGGGAAUGAAUGCCACCUGUGUACCGAGAGCUUGAGGAGCAACGGAAGAGUUCAGUUUCUUCAUGAAGGAAGCUGUUGACAUCUCCACGGACGUGGACACACAGCAGGGACCCGCUCGCCGCCACCUUCGUCGCCCUGGGGCCUGGCUGCCUCUCCCUCCCGUUAGCAGACGUUCAGGGUCGGCGGCAGAGAUGCGUCAGUCGCCUCUCCUGGGUGGAGAGAGCUGCUGGCUCCCAUUCAGACUCCUGCCUCCCAAUACUAACACGUCAAAAUAACCAGAAACCUACGAUGAAAUUCUGCCAAGCCAUGGUUGACUUUAAUGUAUCAAACAAAAUAAGAACAUGUAUUAAAAAUGUCAGAGAACUA
This is a messenger RNA of Phacochoerus africanus (Common warthog), 613 nucleotides long. RefSeq names its product serine peptidase inhibitor Kazal type 7 (gene SPINK7). The transcript is spliced from 4 exons. NCBI's taxonomy places the organism in Eukaryota, Metazoa, Chordata, Mammalia, Artiodactyla, Suidae. Gene Ontology annotation, molecular function: protein binding. The record is from RefSeq and is a predicted model, not a curated record. Bases 69 to 326 code for a protein of 85 amino acids.